Mytilus californianus (California mussel) is the source of this 10628-nucleotide messenger RNA. Its product is annotated as tuberin-like. The record is from RefSeq and is a predicted model, not a curated record. The coding region runs from base 39 to 5309 and encodes 1756 amino acids. Gene Ontology annotation, biological process: negative regulation of Wnt signaling pathway; regulation of cell cycle; positive regulation of GTPase activity. NCBI's taxonomy places the organism in Eukaryota, Metazoa, Mollusca, Bivalvia, Mytilida, Mytilidae. The transcript is spliced from 38 exons. Gene Ontology annotation, molecular function: GTPase activator activity. Gene Ontology annotation, cellular component: cytoplasm; nucleus; TSC1-TSC2 complex.
GGACAACCAAUAUUCUCGUGCCAUUCGUGGCGAAGAACAUGUCAAAGGGGAAAAAUGAAGAUAAUUUAAAGGAUAAAAUAAAGAAUUUACUAGGAUUCUCAAAGGAAAAGGAUAAAGCAAUCACCUUUCAAAAGAGCCAAACUAAAGAAAUAGUAUUCACCCCAGAACGUUUGAGGGAGAUAGGCCCUGAAAGUCCUGCAAAUAAUAGACUUAGAACAAUAAGAGAGCUAAGUGAUGUGGUGAAAGUUAAAAGGUUAGAGGAGAAUGCAAUUGAAGCAUUAUGGCAUAGUAUUAAAGAUUUAGUACAGAGUACAUCACCAUCAGAGAGUAGAAUUGUUGCCUUACAUUUCCUGAAAUGCCUUCUAGAAGGACAGUACCAGUAUUUAGGGAUCCUGAGAGCUUUCUUUUUCCAUGUCAUUGAAAGUUUAACAGUACCAAGUGAUACAGCAUACAGGUUGGAUUUGUUGUUAAUUCUGAGUGAACAUGGAAGAAAUUUACAUGAGUUUGAAGAAGAUGCAGGACCUUUUCUGCUUAAAUGGAUGCCACAAGUAGUAUUGUCACCAGGGAAGAUAAAGGAAUAUUUAGAACUUAUUGACAAUGUUAUCAAGUUUAAUGCUGCUUACUUAGAUGAACCUGUGGUCUCGGGAAUAGUGAAACAGACAUGCAUGGUGACAAAUAAAGGUAACUCAGAAGAAAUAAAUAAGGGUUGUUUGGAUGUACUGAAUACUGUACUGUGUUACAGUUUUUUGCCUACAGAAUGCUUAGAUUACUUCAUUGCUGCCUUAUGUCGCAUGGUCAAUAUGGCACAUUUUUGUCAGUCAAGCUGGGAUUUGAUGAGGAAGUUAUUAGGAACUCACCUAGGCCAUAGUACUAUUUACACCAUGUGUUGUAUGUUGCAAAACAAGCGACAACCAAUUGACCAUGAGUUAUUACGUGGUGCUGUUUUUUUCAUUGGAAUGGCUCUUUGGGGCUGUAAGAAAGUGCCAUCAUUAAAACACACGGCUUCAUCUGUGCUUCCUUCAUUUCUACAGGUGCUAUCAACGAACAGUUACAUGGUUGGACAUGAAGUAAUAUUAAGUGUACAGAGACUAUUGAAAAAGUAUGGUAAAGAAUUACAGUAUGUCACCUGGAACUGUAUACUGGAUAUUAUGGAAAGUCUUCUCAAAUUAUUUGAGACUCCAGUCCAAACAACACAGCAAGGGUUUACACAGAUGGUUGCAAAUUUGCACGAAAUCUUAACAACAAUUGAGGAACUGUAUGCACAUGGUCAUUAUAGUGGUUGUGUAUCCAGAUUCUUUAAAAUCAUAGAGUUAUGUUCUACUAAAAGACCAGAAAGUUCAGUUUUAAUGUUAAUUGAUUAUGAUGCUCAGCAAAUCCACCCAGGAAAGGAGAACUGGUUAUCUAACAUGUACCAAUUAUUGGACAAAUAUUUCAGACAUGAACACAGGACAGUGAUACGAGUGAAAGCAUUGAACAUUUUGUCCUUUACACUCAGUGUCAAUAAACAUAUGCAUGAGGAUGAUUUGAUCAACAAUGUUGUGCUGCCACAUCUCAGCCAUAUUGAAACUGACAAAGACCCUGUAGUUAGAAAGGUUGCAGCAGACAUAUUGAUAUGUCUGGCACAGAGUUGUAGUCCUGCUUGUUUUGCUGAUAUAAUAGGACUCCUUGACAAGUUAAUAACAAGACCAAUGGUAGCCUACCUAACUUCACCACAUCCAGGGAUGGACGGCAGUGAUAUGUUACAGAAACUGGAAGAGAGCCACCUGGUGGACAUUAAAACAUCAUUAUUAGGAUUAGUAGAUUUAUUUAAAACAAAGUUAUACACACGGCCAUCAAACCAGUGUUUGAAGUUGUAUGAAUUGUUGAUCACUCAUAUGAAAAACCAGUAUUCUUCACCUAAAGAGUAUGUCAGUUAUGCCGCUGCUACUGUUAGGAAAGCUAUAUUAGAAUCAUUUUUGCUAUUAAGAUGUGACAGUUUACAUAGAUUAGGAUUUAUUGAUAAAAGUCAAGAAGACAAUCAAUUUAUAUUUAGUCCCUAUAUUGUGUGCCAAACCAGCGAAGAAGAUGAAGGUGAUCUUCAACCAUGUAGUCCUCCAGAACAAACCAGUAGUGCUGCCUUCCUGUGGUCCCAAGCUGCAUUACUUAGCUAUGAUGAAAUUUUCAACAUGUUCAUAGACUGUUUAGAACAUGACAAAGACUGGCAAGUAAUGGAGUGUGUAUUGGUCAACUUACCACUGCUACUACAGAACAAAUCAUUAGUGCUAUCAACAAAUCGUAACAUGGUAGAUGUACUGUGUCAAAAGUUGUGUUCUAUGGUGAAUGACAGACAGUUAGGGUUUCCAGAGAAGUUACAGAGUAUACCUCCAGGAAAGUUCACACGUUCAGACUUCCACACUUUUAUAUUUCCUGUACUAGUGUCAUUAGUAUCCUAUCAUUCUUACCUGGAUAAAAAUAAACAGAGACAGCUUAUAAAGUGCUUAGAGUUUGGAUUAGUAUCUAAAUGUUCCAAGAUAUGUACUAAUUCCUUGCGAAUCUGUACAUUAGAGAUGCAGGACGUUAUGAUGAGAUUGUUACCAUCAGUACUGUUACAGCUGUCAAAGAUCUCGGCCACUGUCCAUAUGGCUAUUCCUGUCUUGGCUUUCCUUUCAAGUAUUGUUCGUUUACCAAAGAUGUAUGCCAACUUUGUAGAAGAUGAAUACAUGAGUGUCUUUGCCAUAGCUUUACCUUAUACUAACCCUUUCAAAUUUAGUCACUACACUGUGUCGCUGGCUCAUCAUAUUAUAGCCAUCUGGUUUAUAAGAUGCAGAAUGCCAUUUAGGAAAGGAUUUGUUAGAUUUAUUCAGAAGGGACUUAAAGCCAAUGUUCUGAAACAUUUUGAAGACAAUGCAUUAAGCCAUCUAAACCAAGAUUCAUCAGAAAGAGGUCGCUCAGCUACCUAUAAUGAACCUGCAUUUAAAGCACGUAGAAGGAUAUCAUCUGGUACAGGUAAUCCACAACGUUCUGUGUCACCACCUGUUGAUGAGAAGAUGUCAGUUUUCCAUAAAGAACUAACAGAAACUUGUACUGAUAUUAUGUCUAGAUAUACAUUUGCUAACUACAGUGCUGUACCACAGAGGUCACAAGUGGCUGAGUUUCUUUUAAAUGGUGGCCAAUCACAAACAUGGAGUGUUGGUAAUAAAUUAAUCACUAUUACGACCAGUGGUGGAGCUGGAACUAAAUAUAGCAGCACGGGAGUCCUCUGUGAUAAGUGUAUGGCACAUUAUCAGCCACAAAGUCAGCCAGCUGAACAGAAGACACCAGUCACUCCUGGCAGACGACGCCACAGAUCUGCCUUUGUAGGGCGGAGCACAUCUUUGAUUGACAAUUCCAAAGGAAGUAUUGAUGACAUAGGUGUCCAAUCAAGACUCUCAUUUAAUGAUGAUAUGAGUUUGGAAGAGGCUCUUGAAGGGCAAGAGGUUGGGGUACAAACUGGGACAUCUCUCACAGAACAUACACCAAAAUCAGGAUUUGAAAGUGAAAAUCUAGAGUCAAUACUUUGUGGGUCAAUGAACAAAUCAACAGAUGGUAGGAUGUUUAGUAACUACCAAUGUAAUUGUUGGUGUACAGGAUGGGCAGAAGUAUACAUCAGAUCUCCUAGUGGUGUCAUUGGCUGGAUGAUGAGAAUUGAAAAUGAAACAUCAAUGACUUCACUUCAGGACUCACAGUUUCAUGAUUUUACAAUAUUAUUUGCUAACUUUCGUAAUGCCAAACAGCCAGACAUAGACAGCUUGAGUAGCAGGAUUGAUGUAGACAGUUUAGGAGAAGAAGAAUAUGUUUCACUGUAUGAUCAACAUUUCCCAUCUGAUCACGGAUCUUCAGGUGGAUUGUUUGCUGAAUGUACUGAAGGCAUACAGAUUUUGAUUGAUGGAAACAAGCAGAUUAAUGAAUCAAAUGGUCAGGUUGAAAAGGAAGUAACAAAAGACUCGACUAACGAAGAAAAUGAAAGCAUUAUUUCUAUGUUGAAGAGAAGCACAUCAUCCCCAUCACUGUUAGAAACAGGAAAUAAUCACUCCGGUGAAAAAGACUCAAUUCCAUCCCAUAUUGAUGAUUCAAAUAAACUUUUGCGUGAAUCAGAUUCUAAUUUACAUAAAAUAGUGGUUGAUGGUUCAAAAGUAAAAGAAGAUGGUAUGAAUUUGAGUGUGGUGUCAAACAGACCUAGUAAUAUAUCUAAAAGCACAAAUAUUCUAAGUCCAACUAGUCAACCAAAUAUUGUGAAUCCUCCACAACUGUCUUUGUCACCAGAAAGUUCUGAAUCCUCUGUUCAUGAUGAGUUGCCAGAUUUACCGGCAUUCAAGAAACAAAGAGGUCAUACCAUAUCUGUGGUGACCCCUGAAAGAGGCCACGAUGACAGAUCAGCGACAAAAGAUGCUGGUAGAGGUGGCAUCAAUCCAAGUUUUGUGUUUUUACAAUUGUACUUUGGAGGAAUGUUGCACCAUGGGAACGAAAUGCCACUUCUACUACCACAAACUGAUAUUAUGAAGAGAGCCAUUAACAAUCUUGAUAGGAUUUACCCUUUUGCCACCCAUAAGAUUGGUGUUGUUUAUGUUGGUACAAGCCAGACAAAAGAUGAGAAAGCAAUAUUUUCAAACCAGUCAGGGUCAGAGAGAUAUAUCAAAUUUUUACAAGGUUUAGGACAAUUAAUACGACUACAUGAUUGUGAUCCAAACAAAGUUUACAUUGGAGGUUUAAAUAAAGAUGGCAGUGAUGGACAGUAUUGUUAUGGAUGGCAAGAUGAAACUUUGCAUGUGAUUUAUCAUGUUGCUACCCUGAUGCCAAACAAAGAGUCUGACCCAAACUGUAAUACCAAGAAACUGCACAUUGGUAAUGACUAUGUAACUGUUGUAUAUAAUGAUAGUGGUGAAGAUUACAGAAUUGGAACAAUAAAGGGACAGUUUAACUAUGUAAACAUUGUGAUCAAGCCAUUAGACUAUGAAAGUAAUGCUAUAACAUUACAGGCAAAAGAAGUACCAUUUCAGGACAGUAUCACAACAGAUAUAGCUGAAAUUCUUGGUCACAAAGAUACUAAAGUGAUAUCUGAUGAACAUUUAUCAGACUUAGUAAGACAGAUAGCUGUAAAUUGUAAUUUAGCAUCAUUAGUGCUACAAAGACAACAGUCUAAUCCAGAGGAUCCGUUUGCUAGUAAUCCACUGGAACGGCUACGACAAAUAAAGAGGAUUAAACAGAAAGCCUUACUAGAGUUAGGACUAAAGAACCCUACAGAGCAAGAUAACAGAGCACAAAAAUUAGAUGAUUUUACCGAAUUUGUUUAGAUCAUUUAACAAAAAUUGUGUAAAAAUAAUCAAUUUAGGUAGGAGAUCUAUUGAUCUUUUUUAAAAAAAUCUAUUAGUAUCACCACAAAAACUUUGAUGAGUGCAACUGAACUAGAUUAUGACAUGAAUUGCUGCUCAAGUAAAAAAAGUCAUGAUCUCUUCUAUAGAUUAAUAUCAGACAUCUCAUAUAUAAAAAUAUAUAAUACAUUCCCAGUAAAAGCAUAAAAAAUGAUGAAUUAAGAAAAAAAUGUUUUAUUUAAUGUUUUUAAAGAUCAGGGGCUGGUGACACAGCAUUAAGGUAACAUUGCCUUAAGUAAGAGUAUUUUUUUCUUCAAAUUACCAUUAAUAAUUGUGCAUUACAUGUGCAGUGAAGUUGCUGAAAGGACAAAGUAAUGACUCCUUCACGUUUGCGUCCAUAACACUAUGGUAGUUACUGUAUAGAUCAAUAUAAAAAUAAGAAGAUGUGGUAUAAUUGCCAAUGAGAGAACUCUCCACCAGAGAUCAAAUGAAAUAGAUUUUAACAAGUCUUGUUUCUAUCUUCCAUCAAACAAUGUGCAUUGUUUUGUCAUGGACAUUGUGUAAAGCCUAUAUAAUUUCAAGAUCUUGUAUUCAAAUUUCAAGGUCACAGCAGGUUUCAUGGUACAUCCUUAUCCUUAUGUCAGAUUUAAACAUUAACUGUAAUAAAAUAAAAUCAUAUCAAAAGCUAUGACCCAUUCUAAAAAGUUUUAGAUAGAAGAAGGGCAAUUUGAAAUGGGACUAAAAAGAAGUUUAAAUAUAGAUAAGUAAAAACUUUUGUAAAAGGAUUUCUUUAAUAGGAUAAAAACAGAAUUUUUGUUCUUGCAUAAAUCUUAUAUUAUAUGUUAAUAGUCUCAAUUAAAAGUAUUUGAAACCAAAUGUAGUUUAUGUUAAUAGUCAUAACGAUAAGCAUUUGAAACCAAAUGUAGUUUAUGUUAAUAGUCAUAACGAUAAGCAUUUGAAACCAAAUGUAGUUUAUGUUAAUAGUCAUAACGAUGAGCAUAUGAAACCAAAUGAAAGACUGAAAAAGAAUUGAUUGAUUGGUUGAUGUUUGCUUUAUGCUGUCUCAGCACAAAAAUAAAGCUAUAUAUUCUGGUGAACACUUUUUUGGUUAGUACAAUCAUAAUUUCAAGCACAUUUUUUGUAUAUUUGAAACUUUAAAACUUAUCUUCAUCAAAGUAAGAUUGUUUGUAUGUUGAGUGAUUUUUUUACUCGAUUUCAGUAGAUUCUUUAAAAAAAAGAUGCACAUUUGCAAUAUUAAAAGCAUUAUUCUGUAAUUCUGUAAUUGGCAAACUUUACAUUUCUACACAUACAUUUUCAGGGAAAGGGAUCUAUUUUCACUGUUUCUGAGCAUUCCUGGAUCUUAAAGCAGAAGGGUCUACACUAAAUGCAUUGAAAUUUGCAUUCAAUAAAAAAUACAGCAAUCUAAAAUUUUAUAUUGAUAGGUUUUAAAAGUUCUUUGAUUGUUACUGUGUAAUAACAGGUUGUUUUAUGAUUUUUGUCGAGCCUGCGACUUUUGUCGCAGAAAGCUCGACAUAGGUUUAGCGAUCCGGCGGCGGCGGCGGCGUUAGCUAACUUCUUAAAAGCUUUAUAUUUUAGAAGAUGGAAGACCUGGAUGCUUCAUAUUUUGUAUAUGAAUGCCUCAUGUUACGAAGUUUCCGUCAGUCACAUGUCCAAUGUCCUUGACCUCAUUUUCAUGGUUCAGUGACUACUUGAAAAAAAAGUUCGGAUUUUUUGUAAUGUUAAAUUCUCUCUUAUUAUAAGUAAUAGGAUAACUAUAUUUGGUAUGUGCGUACCUUGCAAGGUCCUCAUGCCCGUCAGACAGUUUUCACUUGACCUCGACCUCAUUUCAUGGAUCAGUGAACAAGGUUAAGUUUUGGUGGUCAAGUCCAUAUCUCAGAUACUAUAAGCAAUAGGUCUAGUAUAUUCGGUGUAUGGAAGGACUGUAAGGUGUACAUGUCCAACUGGCAGGUGUCAUCUGACCUUGACCUCAUUUUCAUGGUUCAGUGGUUAUAGUUAAGUUUUUGUGUUUUGGUCUGUUUUUCUUAUACUGUAUGCAAUAGGUCUACUAUAUUUGGUGUAUGGAAUGAUUGUAAGGUGUACAUGUCUAGCUGGCAGGUGUCAUCUGACCUUGACCUCAUUUUCAUGGUUCAGUGGUCAAAGUUAAGUUUUUGAGUUUUGGUCUUUCUUUCUAAUACUGCAUGCAAUAGGUCAGCUAUAUUUGGUGUAUGGAAUGAUUGUAAGGUGUACAUGUCUAGCUGGCAGGUGUCAUCUGACCUUGACCUCAUUUUCAUGGUUCAGUGGUCAAAGUUAAGUUUUUGAGUUUUGGUCUUUUUUUCUAAUACUAUAUGCAAUAGGUCAACUAUAUUUGGUGUAUGGAAAUAUUUUAUGAUCUAUAUGUCAGUUAUGCAGGUUUUAUUUGACCUUGACCUUAUUUUCAAGGUUCAUUGCUCAGUGUUAAGUUUUUGUGUUUUCGUCUGUUUUUCUUAAACUAUAAGCAAUAGGUCAACUAUAUUUGUUGUAUGGAAGAAUUGUUAGCUGUACAUGCCUGCCUAGCAUGGUUCAUCUGACCUUGACCUCAUUUUCAUGGUUCAUUGGUCAAUGUUUAGUUUACUUGGUUAAUGUUAAGUUUAUGUGACAGUUGUAAUAAAGCUUUAUAUUUAGGACUAUCAACAUAAUAUCAAUGAUUAGUAAAGAAGGCGAGACAUUUCAGCGUGUGCACUCUUGUGAUUUUCUGUCCAAUGGACACAUUAUGUUUUCUUUUACUCCUGUUUGCUAAUAAACUCCUUUCUCAAUGGAACUUUCUUUAUCCAUAUAUGUAUGAAGGUUAAGAACCUGAUGAGAUUGUUGAAAGUGCAUAACAUUGUGUUAAUUAGUCACUAUUUGUUUUUGAUGUAAUGCUUUAUAUAUUUAAAUGAGAAUUAGUUCUCCAUAUAAUUUCUGUAUGGCUUUAUGAACUCUUAUUGCUAUAUAAAUUUGCAUACAUACUUUUAUUUAAUACUGUAUUUUGUGUAUUAGUGCACAUAUUUCUAUUUAUUUAUGAUCCUUUCUUUCAUUCUAAAACUGAUUGGUAGAUACUAGCAAAAUCAACUUUACUAUUCUUUCAAUGAGAUGACCAUUACACAUAGGGUAGUGUAAAUAUUUUUACAUCAAUUUUUGUCUCACCUUGACAAAGCGAGACAUAGGUAUGCUGUUUCUGGAGGUGUAUGCGCAGCGUCAACGAUGUAUUAGUUUGUGAUUAGGUCAGUUUAUGGGGAACCUCUAGAGGUAGGUCAAUGAUAUUUGGUAUGGAGUUGUAUUAGCAUUUGCACAUCUCAUUUCAAUGGAGAUUAUGUGGCCCCAGCCCUCAGUCAUGGUCUAUUUAUUGACUUUGAAACUUUUGCUUAGUUUACAUGUUUUAGUUUGUGAUUAGGUCAGUUUAUGGGGAACCGCUAGUGGUAGGUCAAUGCUAUUUAGUAUGCAGUUAUAUAAGCAUUGGCACCUCAUUUCAAUGGAGAUUAUUUGGACCCACCCCCUCAGUCAUGGUCUAUUGACUUUGAAACUUUUGGUUAGUUUUCAUUUAUUGAUUUGUGAUUAGGUCAGUUUAUUGGGAACCACUAGUGGUAAGUCAAUGCUAUUUAGUAUGCAGUUGUAUAAGCAUUGGCACAUCUCAUUUCCAUGGAGAUUAUUUGGACCCACCCCUUCACUCAUGGUCUAUUGACUUUGAAACUUUUGGUUAGUUUUCAUGUAUAAGUUUGUGAUUAGGUCAGUUUAUGGGGAACCACUAGUGGUAGGUCAAUACUAUUUGAUAUGCAGUUGUAUUAGCAUUGCCACAUCUCAUUUCCUCGGAGAUUGUUUGGCCCUGUACCUUCAGUCAUGGUUCAUUGACUGAAUAUUUAUCAUUUUAAUUUCAACAUUUGCAUUUUACUAUCAAAAUAGCUAAAAGGGGAGACAUAUCUCUGUGUUAACACUUUAUUUUAUUAUCUUUGAAAAUAUGGCUUAAAAGUGUUUGAGUCUGGUUCUAUGCUCUUUUAAUCUGCACUAAAAUGUAGUUGCAUAUUGAAAAAAAAAUUGGAGUAACUAGAGCUGAAUGUUAUUUUUAAAGUGCCAGAGAGUUUCAUAACAUUAUAGGAAUAUAUCAUUAGUAACUCAAAUAAGUAAGUACUGUACAAUGUCGAUUAUAAAUACAUAUUUAUAUAUAGCCAAUUUAGCAAAAUUAGCAUUCAAAAUCUUCUCUAUAACCUUAAGGGUAAGGCACAGUAAAUUGGCUAUGUCACAGAUUUUGGUAAAAGUCUGCAUACAACUUUGGCUCUUUGAACUAUAACUGAAAAUGCAUUUAUCUCUUUUAUUUUCUGAAAUAUUACAAAAUGAAUUCUUUGAAAAUAGGUGAACAUUUGUAUAGAAAGCACAUAACAUUGAUGAAAAACUUUCUUAAAUUUGUCUUAAAAUCAUCAAAUCUAAUUACAAAUGCAUAGAUUUUUUCUUAAAAAUUGAUAUAGUGUUGAAACAAAAAUUUCCAUUUUGAUUUUAAUUGCAUCAACAAUUAAGCAAGAGUUUUAUAACUAAUAUGCCUGAAAUUUUAAAACAAGUAAAGGGUAGAUGGAAGUCUCAUUUUUGUAAGUUUUGAUGAUUUGUGGUUUUGUUUGUCCAGCAUUUUUGUACUUCACUCAUGGACAAAUUUAACACUGCUCUUUUUUUUCAAUCAGUAACUAGUACAAUUUUUUUGACAGUUUUACAAUGAAUGAAGUGGUCAAGAUUAGCCAUGGACAGAUAUAAUAUACUGUGGAUUCAUUUAUUUUCGUGGGUACCAAUUUUUGUAGAUUUAGGAAAAAUUGCAUUUUCAUGGAUAUUUGAUUUCAUGGUUUUACAAAAUCAUGCAUACAAGUCUAUACAAAAUUUCUUUUUUGUCGAUAAUUAAAAUUUCAUGGUUAACCUUUAUCCACGAAAUUUGGUAUCCUAUGCACAGUAAUAUGCUAGCUCAACACACUAAUAUUUUAUUGAUAAUAUUAUUAUUGCAUUUCUCAAACAGUCUACAGUACUCCCUGUUUUAUGUUCUGUUGUGAUUAAACUUACAUCAGUAGUUUUGCAUAUAGUCCUCUAACUUCUACCGGAUGUAUUUUUAAUUAAAGGCCAGUUUUUUGUUUAUUUUAUGUAUUUUCUCUUGCAUUUGUAUUGUUAUGUCUGCUCAGUGAUUGUUAUCUAGUCCAUAAAUAUUCCACAUGGAAUUUAAACCCAAUCAGAAUUUUUAUUUAAGCAUCAAUAUAUAAUAUUGAUCUAAUAUUAACUAUUUGAAUAUUGGAAUUAUAAAUAUAUAUCUAUAAAAUA